Messenger RNA from Exophiala dermatitidis NIH/UT8656, 2636 nucleotides. RefSeq names its product transcriptional regulatory protein LEU3. Gene Ontology annotation, molecular function: zinc ion binding; transcription cis-regulatory region binding; DNA-binding transcription factor activity, RNA polymerase II-specific. Lineage: Eukaryota; Fungi; Ascomycota; Eurotiomycetes; Chaetothyriales; Herpotrichiellaceae. The transcript has 7 exons. Gene Ontology annotation, biological process: regulation of DNA-templated transcription. The record is from RefSeq and is a predicted model, not a curated record. Bases 330 to 2312 code for a protein of 660 amino acids. Gene Ontology annotation, cellular component: nucleus.
GGAUUCCUGAGCCCCUUCUUUUUCGACGGGGAGCAAUCGGCUAACCUGCCAGCGGGGCCUUGAACAUGGCGGGAACGCCUCGCUAGCCCCCUUAGGCCCUACUACUGGUUGUUGAACAGUACAACAUUGUAACGCCAGGCGCGUUGCCUGGAGUCCACGCCUGAGGCCUUCCUCCCUACCCCCCAGGGCAGUCACAGCCUGACCACGAUUCCAUUCCAAUUUUCCUCCACAUCAACCCUGCCCAUUCCCAAGUAUUAUUGCUGGAUCUGUGUCGUAUCCAGAAUCAUGGCUUUCUAGAUUAUGGCAUCCCCGAACUGAAGCAGGACAAUAUGAGUGAACUCAGCGAAAUCGAAGUCAGCGAGUUCAGCGAACCCACCGAAGUCAGCGGAGUCAACAUUCCUCAGAGCGGGAGGAAGCCGGUCAAGCGGGCGUGCACAAAUUGUCGACAACAAAAGGCUCGGUGCGACGUAUGGCUUGAUCCAAAUGGGGUGUGCUCAAGAUGCCGCAAGUUGCACAAACGAUGCGUCGUUUCGGAGCCCUUUAGAAGAGAAACCAAACGCAAAAGAACUUCUGAGCCUGAGCUCUCGAUAGACGGAUCGCGGCGAUCAUCAAGCCAGCCUGCGCGUCCACCUCUGCCUGAACACUCCUGGACGGCCGUUAACAACAAUCAACCUUCCGAAUCCGACAGCAGGCUGGCGUCGGUAGCACCUUUCUUCAGAGAUGCCACCAUCGCCCCGGUCUCAUUCCGGUCCUUCUCCCAGGCCCUGGAAUCGGUGCAAACCCCAGCGAGCUUGCCACGCGAACAACAGGCGCCGGCUCCGCUACCAUUGGCUCCGUCUACGCUCCCCCGAAGCCUGGAAGGCUACACGAUAGACUCAAAGGACAUCGAUGCCAUAUUCCAAAUUUACUUCCGGGACUAUGCGGGCUUUAUGCCCAUUCUGGACCCUUCUAUAACACCCAAUGCAUACUAUGGCCUCUCGCGCCUCUUAUUCUGGGCCAUCAUCGGCGUGGGUUGUCGCACAUACUACCGGAAUCCUACCCUGCUUGGAGUACUUCCUGCAAAGAUCAAGACCCUGGCGCUACUCACGAUGGACUCCAACGUGACCCUACCCAACUUGCAGGCCUAUCUGCUAAUCCUGUGUUGGCCUUUUCCGAAGACGACUAAUUCACCAGAUUUCACAUUUCCCUUCAGCGCCGCCGUUCUGCACAUGGCAAUGGCGAUGGGCCUGCAUUUGCCUGUUGCAAGUCAGGAGUUCAGCAAGGUGCGCAUCCGACUAAGUGAGGAUGAGAGUAAGAAACGCGCCGAGACAUGGGGCUACUGUAUGCUCGUAUAUCAGCGUUCUUGCCAUUGCAAAGGUAGUCCGGCUACUCCAAUUGUAGACAUUCCACACGAUCUCGAGCAGAGGCGUACCCUGUUCCAACAAAUGUCUGCAAUGCUGAAGUUCGAGCUAAAGUUGCAGGACGUAAUCACAAGAUGCUGCAUUGCAUUGUCACAGAAUGGCCUGCGUGUCAUGACCCCAGAUCAAGAAAGGUCCUUGGACACAUUGCUCAACCUGUUCCAGGCUCAAGCUGCCAGUGUUGUUUUGGAAUAUGCAACAGCUCUUGAGCAUCUUUACGUCCAAAUAGCAACAUUGACGAUCCAAUCGUUCAAUCUCUACAAGUCUCCGAAAUCCCAGGAUCCUACAUCGUUGUAUGAUCUUUGUGCCUCAUCAUGUCAAGUGAUUGAGUCAUUCGAUAGUCUCGACAAAGCCGGCAAAAUCUCGUUGGCUGCUUCCACCGUCUAUUUCUACUACAGCAUUAUGGUCCCCUGCCAUAUCCUUCUUCGGUUGUUGAAGACUUCAUUCUCACGAUACAUCAACGUGGAGAGGGCCAAGUCUGCAUUGUUUCUCGGCAUCGGACUCCACAAGCGCAUGUCUAUACAGAAUGACGACCUUCCUGCCCGGAACGGCGUGGCCUUGACCCAGUUGUGGAACAGCAACAGGGCUUUCCGGAAUGCCAACGGCACGGAAGCUGUCGCGUUGCGCAUUCGCAGCCGGCUGUGCGGGAGUAUCCUUCUUGACGGCAUUGUAUGGUGGAGAGAGGAGUUUGGUGGGUUUAUGGGAGUCUAUCCGCCUCCGCUCACAGAACAGGAAGGUACCUCUGCCAGCGCGACGGAGACGCUCCACGACAAUAUGGUGCCCCCUACCACCAGCAAGCUAGACUACUCCAGUUUCCUCGAUGAUCCCAUGCUUGCCGAAUUCGGCCUCGCCAUUAGCGACGACAUCUUUUCGACAAUGUGGACCGACAACGAUGGCAAUGCCGAGACGGUAUGAAUCUGAUACAGCAACUUACAGUAACUAUCGUUACAGGAUGUACGACUACAGGAGUUGAGCUUGAUGCGGGUUACCAGGGUUAUUCGUUCAAAAGCGUUUGGCGGGGGAGACCGGUUUCCGGAUGGUAAUCGAUAUAAGCUUCUAGUAAGCGUGCAGAGCCGGCCUCUGUUUUUGCAGGUGUUUCUUUGUCUCAAUAUUAGACGACAAAAGGGAAAACGAAAACUCCCAUUAAACUUACCAUUUAUUCUCGAAUAUCCCAAUCCAGACUCCCCAUCCAAUCAACUUCCCCUUUAUUUGUUGCAAUAGCUCCUCCCUUGUCGCAAC